Falco peregrinus (peregrine falcon) is the source of this 3860-nucleotide messenger RNA. It is a transcript of the gene CCR9, whose product is annotated as C-C motif chemokine receptor 9. Gene Ontology annotation, molecular function: scavenger receptor activity; chemokine binding; chemokine receptor activity. NCBI's taxonomy places the organism in Eukaryota, Metazoa, Chordata, Aves, Falconiformes, Falconidae. Gene Ontology annotation, cellular component: membrane. Gene Ontology annotation, biological process: chemotaxis; G protein-coupled receptor signaling pathway; immune response. Bases 1144 to 2325 code for a protein of 393 amino acids. The record is from RefSeq and is a predicted model, not a curated record. The transcript has 3 exons.
AAAGACACAUUCAUGGGGAUUUUGCGGUUGAGUGUGAAGCACCUUGGGCUCCUUGGCCUUGGAAGGGGAUGCUGGAGCACGAUGCCACGUGACAGCUGAGCCCAACCCAAAACCUAGCCUGAAUCACUGUUUUCUUCAUAAUUGAACUGAGCCUGAACUGCAAUUUGGAAAUUUUCUUGAACUGUGAGUUGAACGAGCAUCGGUCACAGCUGAACACCAUCCAGCAUUUAAGCAAAACCCCAAGGUGCUUGGACUUCCUGCAGAGAGGGGAAUUUAAAUCACUGUAAUUUGCAUGCCAGCUUGCCAGGAAGAAGACAUAAGAUGUGCGAGUUCAUAUAUUUAUUAACCACUUCUCACUGUCUUCCUCUUCAAAACCUUUCCUGCCAGACUCCUCUCGAUAGCUGUUGGCUAAGACAUGUCACCAGCAGGGACUUCAUGCAACUGCCUGCAGUCCUGCCCUGGGUCUCUCCAGCUUCUGCGGCAGGAAUAGCUUGGUCUUUCCUCUUGAAGGUGGCACACUUUCAUUUUGCUGUUGCUUGCAAAGCAUCUGGUGUUGCAGGGCAUCACACAGACCCUGUGAUUCCAGCCCCCACUUGCAGCUUUGGUGGGCAGCCAUGGGGAGCUGUGUCUGUGGGCCAGCUCGGAGCAGGCAGGACUAGACCUGGCUCCCCACUUCUGUCCCAGCCUCCCCAGGGGACACUGGUGGCUCCCCAGACAGACUCAGUUCUUGUCUGGGAAUAGUUUUUUUUCCCCAGUGAAAGUGUUUUCCAGCAGGACACAGCUAUACUGGGAGCAGCUUCUGAUUUGCCCUGUGCUAGAUGAUGCACAUGAGCAGAAAAAUGAUCUUCCCUUUACUAUUGAAAGAUCUUGCCAGGAAAAAAAACAAAGAAAUAAUAAAAAAAGAGAAGAUUGCCAUCUGUGUUUGAAACACCUAAACCAUGUAAACCACAGAGAAAACAGCCUGUGACAGGUCUAGUUAGGCUGGGAUCCUGGGAGCACACACCCACCUCAACCUACAAAAAGCCCAAAGCUUAAUUGUGGGUGCAAAGAGCAAACACUGGGUACGACAUCUGGGCUGACCCCCUGCGGCAACUGUCCUGGUUACAGAGCUGCCUCCAAGACUGAGUAAAAAUCUGGCUGAAGAUGGCAGUUGCAAGCAUAGUCACCCACCCUAGCAAGACCAGCCUGGAUUACUACAGGAAUGACAGCGCGGUGCUGUCCCUGUAUGGAAACCCUGUGAACGACACAGACUUCAUGUGCAACAAGAGGCAGGUCAGGCAGUUUGCUCGAGCCUUCCUGCCAGUGUUUUUCUGGCUCAUCUUCUUGGUGGGCACAGUGGGAAACGCCUUGGUCAUGCUCGUCUAUUGCAAAUACCGCUUCAGGAGGAGCAUGAUGGAUCGGUACCUGGUGCAUCUGGCCAUUGCAGACCUGCUCCUCCUUUUCACCCUCCCUUUCUGGGCCAAGGCUGCCUCUGAUGGCUGGAUCUUCAAGAACUUCAUGUGCAAACUUGUCAACAGUAUGUAUAAGAUCAAUUUCUAUGGCUGCAGCUUGUUUCUAACCUGCAUCAGCUUUGACAGGUACAUCACUAUUGUCCAGGCAACAAAAGCUAAAACUUUUAAGCGAAGGCAGCUCCUGCACAGCAAACUCAUGUGCUUGGCUGUUUGGCUGAUGUCCAUGAGCCUGUGCAUCCCAGAAAUCAUGUACAGCCAAAGCAUGCGGGUAGGUGAUGUAACAGUUUGCAAAAUUACAUACCCACCGAAUGUCAGCAUGACCUUCAGAGUUACUGUCCUGGCCUUGAAAGUCACGAUCGGAUUCUUCCUCCCGCUCCUAGUCAUGGUUAUUUGUUAUGCCCUUAUUAUCAACACUCUCCUGCAAACCAAAAGAUCCCAAAAGCAGAAGUCACUGAAGAUUAUCAUCAUGAUCAUCACUGCUUUCCUCCUCUCUCAGUUCCCAUACAAUAUUGUUUUGCUGGUCAAAACCAUCAGCACUUAUGCCAGGGUGGUGUACAACUGCCAGGCCGCCAACCAGCUGGACAUUGGGCUGCAGGUCACCCAGAGCAUUGCCUUCCUCCACAGCUGCCUCAACCCCUUCCUCUACGUCUUUGCUGGCGAGCGAUUCAGGACAGCACUGGGCAGGAUGAUGCAGAGCAGCAGCUGCUGGCGGAGCCGGGGCCAAGAGCAAUGCUCCUCUGCCUGCAACAGCCAGGAGCACAGCUCAAACUGGUCCUUUGCCAUGCUGGGGACACGGCGCGUGAGGAGCUCCCUUACCCUCAGCACCCACUUGACCUCCUCUGCUACGCCCCCUCCUUGCCAAGUCCUUUUGUAAGGUAGUUCCCCCACUUCUCCCCUCCAGAGGAGCACCAAACUCUUCGGAAACCAUCUGUAUACCCCAAAGACUGUCCCAGAGGAAUGGGGAGCGCUGGGGGCUCCUUACAUGCCCUGUCCUCACCGUGUGGGAGCCAGCUGGGGCUUGCUGGCUGAAAGGAAGGGAAACCUUCUGCACAGGGCAGCAAAUGGAGCAGUACUUGCCGUACUGAGGACAAAAGCUAUCUUUGUGGCAGCUGUAAAUACCCAGCCCAUCUGCAGCUCAGACCACAGCCUGAAACAACAAGCCUUGCAGGGAGGCAAUAAAACCGGCAGCAACAGAGGCAGAUGAAGCAGGAUGAACCACCCAUCCCGUCCGUAACACGCAGCAGGAGGGGGUUCAGCCUUCAUUUGUGUUCCAGCCAUGGUCUCCGACAGAGGCGGCCAGGCUUGGGAGCGCUGCCCGCUCCUACACCAGAUGCCCCCGCCCCCAUAAAAGAGAACAGCCUUUGGCUCCUGCACUGGUUUACAGCAGUAGGCAAAUGCUGCUCUCUGUGCCCGUGCAGACGCAACUCUGGUUUGCUGUACAGGUGGUUCUUCUUGCAAAGCAAAGCCCAUCGUUCAUGUUCAUAAAGUGCUCGUUGCAGAAUUAGAUCUAUCUUUCUCCUGUGUUUUAGCUGUAUACAAUUUAUUUGCUAUGGCUCCUAUUUUGAUACUAGAAACAAAUCACCUCACAAUAAAAAUUUGAGGGUGCCAGAGACACUGAGUUGUCUGUCCCGGGGAUAUUUGCCAUAUGGUGCAAAACUGUAAUAAACCAGAAUGCAAAAACCAAACCCAUGAUUCAACAGACUGCUGGUUGCACGCUGAUUUCUUUGCUAACGGUGAGAAAAUAUAUUUAGCUUGGGGACAGUAAGACAGAGAGUAAUUAAGCAUCAAGCCUAAUGUGAAUGAAAUUUGAAGUGAGACUUCAGGUUGAUGGAGGCAGCAGUUCCCAAAAGCAGUGUGCUGUAAUGCGUCCCGCAACUUCUAUAGGGCUUUCAGCGAGCCGGUGUUGGUGCCCAAGGCUGCAGGGCAUCGCAGGGCUGUCCCCCCUCCCUCGUCCCCUCUCGGGGCCAUGGCAUCACCUGACCUGCCCAGCCGCAGCCUGCACCUCCCAGUCUUCAAUCGCAAGGUGUAGUGCUCAGCAGAUUUUGUUUUAAAUAAUCACGUUUAACCUGUUCUGCCUUCUGGCAAUUAUUUCUUGCAGGAAGAAAGUGUUUUCUUUGUGCAUUAAUCAUUAAAGCAUGUCAAUAAACACAAGCUUUCUGCAAGGUUUGGCACUGCUUUUCUAGCCAAUACAGUACAUCUGAGCAGAUGGUGUUCUAUUUUCAUAUACUUCGAUUAAUGAAUUUUUAAUUUUUUUUUUACCUUCUCCUUAGGGAAGAAAAUGGUGAAAGAUUAUGUAUUUUUUCACUGUAUGUGUAAGAAGGGUUUGGGGGAGCUUUUGCAAUUUGUGUUGAGCUCAAUGCAAACGGAUGCUGAAAUUCUGUUAAAUAAAGGCACUGCCAGAUACACUGA